UGUAUUUUGCGGUGACACCUUUUUGAAAAAUGGCUUCCAAAGAGACGCCGUUGUGCCAGAUUUUCUCAUUCCAAGAUUGUAAAGCGACUCCAGACGCGAUUUAUGAGCUCCCCGCACAGUGUCUGAGCCCCACCCCGGCCCCGAUAGUCAUCGAUAACGGCUCCUUUCAGACCCGGGCCGGCUGGGCGGCUCCGGCAGGGACCGGCGGGGAGCUGGACUCUCCGCGGCUGCUCUUCAGGUCCGUGGCGGCUCGGAGCAGAGGGGCCGCCCGCAGCGAGACUCAGAUCGGGAACGACAUCCCCAACCUGGAGCCGCUGCGGUGGCUGCUCAAGAGCCAGUUCGACCGGAACGUGGUGGUUAACUUCGAGAUCCAGGAGCUGAUCUUCGACUACGUGUUCACACACCUGGGCGUCACUUCGGAGGGCUGCGUGGAACACCCCAUCGUGAUGACAGAGGCGCCCUGCAACCCGCUGCACUGUCGACAGAUGAUGUCAGAGCUGCUGUUUGAAUGCUACCGCGUUCCGUUCGUGUCUUAUGGCGUGGAUGGCUUAUACAGCUUCUACCACAAUAACGUUCAAAGAAGCCUCCAGCCGCCGCACACCGGCAUCGUUCUGUCCUCCGGGUACCACUGCUCACACAUCCUGCCUGUUAUCAACGGCAGGUUGGAUGCUUUCAACUGUAAGCGUGUGAAUGUGGCAGGAAGCCAGGCAGCAUCCUACCUGCAGCGCCUCCUGCAGCUCAAAUACCCAGGUCACCUUGCUGCCAUCACGCUGAGCCGCAUGGAGGAGCUGCUGCACGAGCACAGUUACUCUGCGGUGGAUUAUCACAAAGAGCUUGAAAAGUGGCGUUGCCCGGGCUUUUAUGAGCGAGAAGUUCACCGGAUGCAGCUUCCCUUCUCGGGGAAGCUACCAGGUGGCUGCGUGAGCGUGGAGGAACGGCAGGAACGCCGAGCUCAGCAGCUUCGGCGACUUCAGGAGAUCAACACUCGUCGGCGGGAGGAGAAGCUGCAGCAGGACCAGGAGAGGCUGGAUAGACUUAUGACUGUGCAGGAGCUGUUGGAGGACGGUCUGCUGGACCAGUUCCAUAGAAGUUUAGUGGAGCUCAACAUGGAUUCAGCCGAGGAGCUGCAGUCGUACAUCAACAAGCUGCAGGUUGCUGUCGAACAGAGUCGACAAAAACUGCUGCAGAACGACGGAGCAGAGGGGAAGACAGAGGUGUCGGAGUUGGAGCAGCCGAUGGAUGAGGGAGAUGGAGUGGCGCUGAUGGAGUCAGACUUCCCCGAGGACACGCUGUCAGAAAAAUCUGCUAAUGUUGUCCAGCCUACUUUCAACAUGGCCGAGUACCACCAGCUGUUUGUCGGGACGGAGCGUCUGCGCUGUCCAGAAAUCCUGUUCCAGCCUUCGCUGAUUGGAGAGGACCAGAUGGGGCUGAUGGAGGCGCUGCAGUACGUCCUGGCCAGGUACACAUCUGAGCAGCAGGAGGCGCUGGUGAGCAACGUGUUUCUGACAGGAGGGAACAUGCAGUACCCAGGGAUGAAGGAGCGCAUUGAGAGGGAGCUGCUGGCCAUGAGGCCCUUCCAGUCUCAUUUCAAGGUAACCGUGGCGAGCCGGCUGGCCCUGGACGCCUGGUGCGGAGCACGAGACUGGGCAUUGGAGCAUCCGGCCUCGGUGGGAGCAGAGGGGUGGAUUAGCAGACAGGAUUACGAGGAGAAAGGAGGAGAGUAUCUGAGCGAGCACUGCGCCUCCAACGCCUUCAUCCCCAUGAAGAUCACCAAACCUGUGCCGUGCCGUCCCGCCGAGCCCCCGGUUGCUUUACAGACGCCAACAGGCACCGCUGUUACAUUUGCUCCAGCACCCCCCUCCUCUGUUGUUUCCACAGACGUUACCAUGUGUACCUCCUGACGUAAGCUCUUUGAUCCCUCACCCUGAUGUGCCUGGUAUUUAUUAAUGUCCAGAAAACACUUCAGACUGAAGAGAGGAGUUUUCUGUUUGAGCUCAACAGAUGAAAACCUUGACAGUAACUCAUUUAAUAGAGGCGCAGUAGUGAUUUUGAUCAGGGAGAUAUUAGGGCAACCCACCGCAUUCAGCACUGUCUUUGUUGAUGCCGACAGGGGUCCUUAUGUAUGGAGAGGACUUGAAGCAGUGUGGAAAAUGCCACCAGCAGUCAGUUAAUGUGCCUUAAUGUCCCCAUACAACUCACUACACCGGCAGUGGUUAUUUCUUCUUAACCAUGUGUGUAACAUCAUCCUCGUUAACGGUGGCGAGCUGAGCUCCACCUUCAUUUCAAACAGAACCCAGCAAUGGAGACGGCUGAAGAAACUCAAAUGGAGAAACAAUGGCCAAAUCUCAGCUCGAUGUUUGAGAUUUUAAGACUGAAAAAUAUUUUGUAUCAGUUUAAUUGUCUUAUGUUUUUCUUUUUGAUUAAAUGUCUUAUGUUUUCACCGUGGAUAAACUACAUUUCUGCAUUUAAGAACUCACCACU
Messenger RNA from Austrofundulus limnaeus, 2481 nucleotides. RefSeq names its product actin related protein 5 (gene actr5). The transcript is spliced from 9 exons. Bases 30 to 1901 code for a protein of 623 amino acids. Lineage: Eukaryota; Metazoa; Chordata; Actinopteri; Cyprinodontiformes; Rivulidae. The record is from RefSeq and is a predicted model, not a curated record.